Messenger RNA from Ciona intestinalis (vase tunicate), 757 nucleotides. NCBI's taxonomy places the organism in Eukaryota, Metazoa, Chordata, Ascidiacea, Phlebobranchia, Cionidae. The record is from RefSeq and is a predicted model, not a curated record.
GGGUCGAAGUUUAACAGCAUUCAGUUCUGCUUAAGCAUAAUCUAGCAAGCAUCAAACAUCCUUCAAGACGAUAAACUAUUAUAAUGGCAGAAAUCCCAGAAGAACGUAUGGAAGAAAUCAAGGAAGCUUAUGAAAUCUUCUGCCGAACCACUGAGAUGGAACUUGGAUUCGAUCAAGUUGGAGAUGUUUUCCGAGCCAUUAAUCUUAACCCAACCAUUGAAGAUGUAGAGAACGCUCUUGGAAACCCAUCGAAAGAAGAUAUGGCUGCCAAGAAAUUGAAGAUCGAAGAGUUCCUUCCAGUGUACACCAAGUUGGUUACUGAAUUCACUGAAGGCACUUACGAUGAUAUCCUUGAAGGUCUUCGUGUUUUCGACAAGGAAGGUAACGGAACAGUUAUGGGAGCUGAGAUUAGACACGUCCUCCGAACCCUUGGUGAGAAGAUGACAACACAAGAAAUCAGUGCUUGCAUGGACGGUCAGGAAGAUAUGAAUGGUUCAAUCAACAUCGACACUUUCUGCCGAUACCUCUUGGAAGAGAAAAAAGCUGAAUAAGACGACCAAGUAACAAUUUAGGACUUUUCAACAGUUGAGAAUUCAAGAAUGAAAUGGACUAAAUCAAUGACGACACCAAAUAUUGUGUUGAGAAAUUAUUCGUAAAUUAUAAUAAAAUCCCUAAUGUUUCAUCAUUAUGUUUCCUACGGUGUUGAAAUUGUAUGAUGCAACAGUUUAAGCCAGUUAAUACACUACGGAUGAAUGAA